CCGCCCCUCCCCCGCUUCCGCCCCGCCCCCCCCGCGGUCCUAGCGCCCGCCGCGCCGCGCCCGGAGCGGAGCCCCCCCAGGGGCCAUGGAGGAGCAGCAGGAGGGUCCGGGUGGGGACGUCUGUGGUGGUGGCACCCAUGGCCGUUGUCAUGAUGGCACCCGUGGGGACGUCUGUGGUGGCACCCGUGGCCGUGGCUGCGGUGGCACCCGUGGGGAAGUCCAAGAUGAUGCCCUCGAUGAUACCCCCGGGGACAUCAGCAGUGACGCCCACGGCAACAUCCGAGGUGACACCCAUGGAGACGUCAACAAUGACACCCAUGGAGACCUCAACGAUGACACCCAUGGAGACGUCAACAAUGACACCCAUGGGGACCUCAACGAUGACACCCGUGAGACCCCCCGAGGCGACACCCACAAAGACCCCCAAGAUGACACCCAAGAAGACCUCCAAGACGUCUCCCCCGGGGACGCCCCUGCCCCGCCCGCCUACGUCAAGUCAGGGAACCGCUACAAGUGUCCCACCUGCGCCACCACCUUUCCCACCCCGCCCCGGGCCCUGCGCCACGCCCAGACGCACGUGUCCACCCCGUCUGGAAGUGGCACCAGGUCUAGAGGUGCCACCGCCACCAGGUCCAGAGGUGCCACCGCCAUGACGGACGUGUCCACCACCUCCGGAGGUGCCACCACCAGAUCCAGAAGUGCCACCACAACCAGGUCGAGAGGUGUCGCUGCCACGACGGCUGCACCUACCAGCCCCAUAGGUGCCACUGCCACCAGGUCCAGAGGUGCCACCUCCACCAGGUCCAGAGGUGCCGCCGCCAUGACGGAUGUCUCUGAAACAUCUGGAGAUACCACCACCACGAUGGACGUCUCCAAAGAAUCCGGGGGUGCCACCACCAUGAUGGAUACGUCCACCACUUCUGUGGGUACCACCACCAGGUCCAGAGGUGCCGCCACCACCAGGUCCAGAGGUGCCACAGCCACCACAAGGACCAGAGGUGCCACCAGCACCGCUUCUGGAGGCGUUGCCACCACAACGGAUGCACCCAAAGCAUCCGGAGAUUCCACCACCGCCACAUCUGGAGAUGCCACCACCAUGGUGGACACGUCCAAAACAGCUGGAGGUGCCACCACCACAAGGUCCAGAGGUGCCACCACCACCAGGUCCAGAGGUGCCACCGCCACGAGGGCUGCAUCGAAAGCAUCUGGAGAUCCCACCGCUACGACAGCCACGUCCAAAGCAUCCGGAGGUGCCACCGCCACCGUCCCUGGCAACGCCACCACCACCACGGACACAUCCGAAGCACCCGGAGACGCCACCACCAGCACAUCCGGCGGUGCUGGUGCUGCGGUUGAUGCACCCAAAGCACCCGGAGAUGCCACCACCACCACCACCAAAUCUGCAUCUGAAGCAUCUGGAGAUGCCACCGCCACCACCACGUCCUCAUCCAAAGCAUCCGGAGGUGCCACCGCCGCCACGGACGCCCCCUGCUCCGCCUGCCCCCGUCCCGCUCCCCCCUUCCCCUGCGCCGCCUGCCCCAAGUCCUACGGCACCCUCUCCAAGCUGACCAUCCACCAACGCGCCCACACCGGCGAACGUCCCUUCUCCUGCCCCGAUUGCCACAAAUCCUUCGCCGACCCUUCGGUCUACCGUAAACACCGUCGCGGUCACGCCGGGCUUCGUCCCCACCGCUGCGGCGCCUGCCCCAAAGCCUACGCCGAACGCAAGGACCUCCGCAACCACCAACGCAGCCACACGGGCGAGCGGCCCUUCCUCUGCGCCGAGUGCGGCAAGAGCUUCGGCCGUUCCUCCUCGCUCGCCUGCCACCAGCGCAUCCACGCUCCCCGCAAGCCCUACGCCUGCGGGACCUGUGGGAAGUCCUUCACCCAGCUCUCCUCCUUCCAGAGCCACCAGCGCGUCCACACCGGGGAACGUCCCUACCUCUGUCCCCAGUGCGGGCGGAUGUUCUCCGACCCCUCCAGCUACCGCCGGCACCAACGCGCCCACCAAGGCGUGAAACCUUACGUCUGCGGGGAAUGCGGCAAAGCUUUCCGGCAGCCGGCGGAUCUGGCGGUGCAUCGGCGGACCCAUACGGGCGAGCGGCCGUGGCGGUGCGGGGAGUGCGGCAAAGCUUUCGUGGCCUCCUGGGACCUCAAGCGGCACCGGUUGACCCACACGGGCGAGCGGCCCUGGCGGUGCGGGGAGUGCGGGAAGGGUUUCGGGGAGCGGGCGGCGCUGGGCAAGCACCGGCGGACGCACUCCGGCGAGAGGCCCUACGCCUGCGGGCGCUGCGGGAAGGGCUUCGGGGGAGCCUCGGGGCUGCGCAAACACGAGAGGACGCAUGGGAAGCGGGAGGCGGAAAGCGGGGACAACAUGGCCGCCAGCGGGCGGGCGGACGUGGCCGCUGGGGCUGGCCUCAACAUGGUCGCUGGCCUCAAUAUGGCCACCGGACCUGGCCUCGGUAUUGCUGGAGGUGGCCAGGGCGUGGCCACCAGACUUGGCCAUGACGUGGCAGCUGGAGCUGGCCACACUAUGGCUGCCAGAGUUGGCCCUGGCAUGGCCGCCGGCACUGGGCAUGACAUGGGUGGUCAACCUGGCCACAUUAUGGCCACCGGGAUUGGCCAUGGUAUGGCUGUGGGCACUGGGCAUGAUGUGGGUGGUCAACCUGGCCACAUUAUGGCCACCGGGAUCGGCCAUGGCAUGGCUACCGGUGCUGGACAUGACAUUGGUGGUCAACCUGGCCACGGUAUGGCCACCGGUGUUGGCCAUGGCAUGGCUACCGGUGCUGGACAUGACAUGGGUGGUCAACCUGGCCACGGUACGGCCACCGGCAUCGGCCAUGGCAUGGCUGCUGGUGCUGGACAUGACAUGGGUGGUCAACCUGGGCACACCAUGGCUGCCAGUGUUGGCCAUGACAUGGCUGCUGGCAUUGGGCAUGACGUAUGCGCCCAACCUGGCCACAAAGUGGCUGCCGGAGCUGGCCACAAUAUGACCACCGGACUUGGCCAUGACAUGGCCAACAGAGCUGGCCACACCAUGGCUGCCCAAGCUGGCCAUGAGAUAGCCGCCUCUACUGGGCGGGACGUGGGUUCUCAGGCUGGUCACGACGUGGCCGCUGGACUCGGCCACAGCAUGGCCACUGGAGCAGGGCCCGUCGUGGCCGCCGGAGGAGCCGUGGGCUGCGGUGGCCUCAACGUGGCUGACGCCUGCGGAGGCCCCAACAUGGCUGCCCCCAACAUGGCCGCCACCAUAGGAACCCCCAACAUGGCCACCACCAACAUGGCCACCCCCAGUGGAAGCCCCGACAUGGCCGCCCACAACAUGGCCGCCCCCAUUGGAGAACCCAAAAUGGCCGCCCCCAUAGGAGCCCCGGGGGGGUACCCAGCUUCCGGGGGCGUGGCCCCGCUCGACCCCGCCUCCCCGGAGCCCCGCCCCUUCGCCUGCCCCCUCUGCCCCAAGCGCUUCGGGGCCCGGGCGGGGCUGCGCAAGCACCAGCGUCGUCAUGGCCCCUCCCCCUCCCCGCAGGCCCCGCCCACCCCGGGCCCCGCCUCUGCCGGGACGGCUUAGCCACGCCCCCUCGCUGGGUCACACCCCUUUUGCCGCCGGGGGGGGCGUGGUCUCUCCAGCCCCUCCCAUACCAGGAAAGGGGCGGGGCUCCUUGGGGGCGGUUCCUCGCGUGGCCACGCCCCUUUCUCCUCCUAAUUGAGCAUUAACGGGAAAUAAACGGGCGAGUCAGC
Grus americana (Whooping crane) is the source of this 3738-nucleotide messenger RNA. RefSeq names its product zinc finger protein 668 (gene ZNF668). Lineage: Eukaryota; Metazoa; Chordata; Aves; Gruiformes; Gruidae. The record is from RefSeq and is a predicted model, not a curated record. The coding region runs from base 86 to 3568 and encodes 1160 amino acids. The transcript has 2 exons.